CCUAGCCGGCCGGCCCCGCAAGCCGCGCUCGGGUCCCGCCGCAGUGGGCCGCGGGGGAUGGGCAGGCGGCGGCGGCCCCGCCUGCUGAGGGUUGGUCCUUGCCGGUCCUGGCCCUGAGCUGGAUCCGAGCCCUCCGCGCGCAAUCCCGGCGUCCGCCACGGCCCAGGUUAAAUGGAAACCAUCCUUGGGAGCUGGAUGCCUGUGUAGCCGUUUUAUCACAUCAGUGAAUUGCAAUGAGUGGAGGAGGAGAGCAGCCGGAUAUUCUCAGUGUUGGAAUCCUGGUCAAAGAAAGAUGGAAAGUGUUGAGGAAGAUUGGGGGUGGGGGCUUUGGAGAAAUUUACGAUGCCUUGGACAUGCUUACCAGGGAAAAUGUUGCACUGAAGGUAGAAUCAGCUCAACAACCAAAACAAGUUCUGAAAAUGGAGGUGGCUGUAUUGAAAAAACUACAAGGGAAAGACCAUGUUUGUAGAUUUAUUGGCUGUGGGAGGAAUGAUCGAUUCAACUAUGUGGUCAUGCAGUUACAGGGUCGGAAUCUGGCAGAUCUACGCCGUAGCCAGUCCCGGGGCACAUUCACCAUUAGCACUACUCUUCGGUUGGGUAGGCAGAUUCUGGAGUCUAUUGAGAGCAUCCAUUCUGUGGGAUUCUUGCAUCGAGACAUCAAACCGUCGAACUUCGCCAUGGGUCGCUUUCCUAGUACGUGUAGGAAAUGUUACAUGCUUGAUUUUGGCUUGGCUCGACAAUUUACCAAUUCCUGUGGUGACGUCAGACCACCUCGAGCUGUGGCAGGCUUUCGAGGGACAGUUCGUUAUGCAUCAAUCAAUGCUCAUCGAAACAGGGAAAUGGGAAGACAUGAUGACCUUUGGUCCUUAUUCUACAUGUUGGUGGAGUUUGUGGUUGGUCAGCUGCCUUGGAGAAAAAUAAAGGACAAGGAGCAAGUAGGCUCUAUUAAGGAGAGGUAUGACCACAGGCUUAUGUUGAAACAUCUUCCUCCAGAAUUUAGCAUCUUUUUGGAUCACAUCUCCUCUUUGGAUUAUUUUACAAAACCAGACUACCAGCUUCUGACAUCCGUGUUUGACAACAGCAUCAAAACCUUUGGAGUAAUUGAGAGUGACCCUUUUGACUGGGAGAAGACUGGAACUGAUGGCUCCCUAACAACCACCACUACUUCUACCACCCCUCAGUUGCACACUCGCUUGACCCCAGCAGCAAUUGGAAUUGCCAAUGCCACUCCCAUCCCAGGAGACUUGCUUCGGGAAAAUACAGAUGAAGUGUUUCCAGAUGAACAGCUUAGUGAUGGGGAGAAUGGCAUCCCUGUUGGUGUGUCACCAGAUAAAUUGCCUGGAUCUUUGGGACACCCACGUCCCCAGGAGAAGGAUGUCUGGGAAGAGAUGGAUGCCAACAGGAACAAAAUAAAGCUUGGGAUUUGUAAGGCUGCUACCGAAGAAGAGAACAGCCAUGGUCAAGUAAAUGGUAUUCUGAAUGCUCCAAGCCUUGGUUCACCAAUCCGUGUCCGCUCAGAGAUUACUCAGCCAGAUAGAGAUGUUCCAUUGGUGCGAAAGUUACGUUCCAUCCACAGCUUUGAGCUGGAAAAACGUCUGACACUGGAGCCAAAGCCAGAUACUGACAAGUUUCUUGAGACCUGCCUGGAGAAAAUGCAGAAAGAUUCCAGUGGAGGAAAGGAAUCUAUUCUCCCUGCUGUGCUUCAUAAGCCUUGUGUUCCUGCUGUGUCUCGUACUGACCAUAUCUGGCACUAUGAUGAAGAAUAUCUUCCAGAUGCUUCUAAGCCUGCCUCUGCCAACACCCCUGAACAGGCAGAUGGCGGUGCCAGCAAUGGAUUUAUAGCAGUUAACUUGAGCUCCUGCAAGCAGGAGGUUGAUUCCAAAGAAUGGGUGAUUGUGGACAAGGAGCAGGACCUUCGGGAUUUCAGGACAAAUGAGGCUUUAGGCCAUAAAACAACUGGAAGCCCUUCUGAUGAAGAGCCUGAAGUACUUCAAGUCCUGGAGGAAUCACCUCAAGAUGAGAAGCUUCUACUGGGUCCUUGGGCAGAAAGUGAUCAUUUAAAGAAAGAAACCUCAGGUGUGGUCUUAGUACUUUCUGGGGAGUGCCCUGCCACUGCUGCUUCAGAACAGUACACAGAUAGGCUAGAACUACAGGCUGGAGCUGCCAGCCAGUUUAUUACAGUGACGCCCACAAGUCCGAUGGAAGCGCAAGCGGAAGGACCCCUCACAGCGAUUACGAUUCCUAGGCCUUCUGUGGCAUCCACACAAUCAACUUCAGGAAGCUUUCACUAUGGUCAGCAGCCAGAGAAGAAAGACCUUCAGCCCUUGGAACCCACAGUGGAACUUUACUCUCCAAGGGAGAACUUCUCUGGCCUAGUUGUAACAGAGGGCGAACCUCCUAGUGGAGGAAGCAGAACAGACUUGGGGCUUCAGAUAGAUCAUAUUGGUCAUGACUUGUUACCCAAUAUUAGAGAGUGUAACAAAUCUCAAGAGCUGGGACCAAAAGACCUUCCUGACCAUAACAGACUGGCUAUGAGAGAAUUUGAGAGUCUCCCUAGGGAAACCGAAGAGAAAAGCAAUCUUCUAGGGUUGGAUAAUGAAGAUGAGAAGUUAAGCAAAGGGCAGCAUUAUAUUGAGAUCGCCUCCCUUCCAGGAGACUUGGUAACUGUGGAAAGGGAUCACUCAGCUACUACUGAACCUCUUGAUGUGACAAAGACACAGACUUUUAGUGUAGUGCCAAAUCAAGACAAAAAUCAGGAGAUAAUGAAGCUUCUGGCAGUCGGAACUUCAGAAAUUUCUCCACAAGUCAUUGACCCACACGUUGAAGGACAGAUAGGUCAGGUGGCAGCAAUGCAAAAAAGUAAGAUAUCUAAGGAUGAUGACAUCAGGAGUGAAGACUUGCCAGGUCAGCAGGGAGACCUGUCUACUUUUUUGCACCAAGAGGGUAAGAGGGAGAAAAUGGCCCCUAGAAAUGGAGAAUUAUUUCAUUGUGUUUCAGAGAGUGAACAUUGUCCCCCAUCCCGGAAGGAUAUGAUUAGGUCAUCCUUUGUAACUAGACACAGCCGAAUCCCUGUUUUAGCACAAGAGAUAGACUCAACUUUUGAGUCCUCCUCUCCAGUGUCUGCAAAAGAGAAGCUCCUCCAAAAGAAAGCUUAUCAGCCAGACCUAGUCAGGCUUCUGGUGGAAAAAAGGCAACUCAAGUCUUUCCUUGGGGACCUCUCAAGUGCCUCUGAUAAAUUGCUAGAGGAGAGACUAGCCGCUGUUCCAGCUCCCUUUUCUGAGGAGGAAGUCUUUGCUCCCUUUUCAAGACUGGCUGUGGAUUCACACCUGAGCAGAUCAGCCGAAGACAGCUUUCUGUCACCCAUCAUUUCCCAGUCCAGAAAGAGCAAAAUUCCACGGCCAGUUUCUUGGGUCAGCACAGAUCAAGUCAGCAGCGCAACUUCAACUCAGUUCUUGCCUCGGCCACCACCAGGAAAGCCACCCACGAGGCCUGGAGUAGAAGCCAGGCUCCGCAGAUACAAAGUCCUAGGAAGUAGCAAUUCCGACUCAGACCUUUUCUCCCGCCUGGCCCAGAUUCUUCAAAAUGGAUCUCAGAAAUCCCGGAGCACUACUCAGUGCAAGAGUCCAGGAUCCCCUCACAAUCCAAAAACACCACCCAAGAGUCCAGUUGUCCCUCGCAGGAGUCCCAGUGCCUCUCCUCGAAGCUCUUCCUUGCCUCGCACAUCCAGUUCCUCACCAUCCAGGGCUGGACGGCCCCACCAUGACCAGAGGAGUUCAUCCCCGCAUCUGGGGAGAAGCAAGUCACCUCCCAGCCACUCAGGAUCUUCCUCUUCCAGGAGGUCCUGCCAACAGGAGCAUUGCAAACCCAGCAAGAAUGGCCUGAAAGGAUCCAGCAGCCUCCACCACCACUCGGCCAGCACUAAAGCCCCCCCGGGGAAGAGUAAGUCAGCCACUAAACUCAGCAGAUAGGAGCCGGGCUGCAUCUCUGUGAAAGGUGUGAGAUCUUCCUCCUAAACCUGAUGCAUGUGUGUCCCUGUACUGUCUAUUUAAAAAAAAAAUCAGUGUUGAUCUUCUCUUGCAAAAGAAAGUAACAUGAUAAAUUAUUUAUAAGAAGACAUAAAUAUAUGAUAAGGAAUUACCUAAGGCAGGCAGCAAGCAGAUCAGGAAUCAAUGCCUUUGCAUAAGAAGGGGCAAUCCAGCAAAAUCCAAGGGGAAGAUUAAAUGAUUUCUCAUUUUUUAGCUGCCUUUGAAACAAAAAAGUUGAAGUAAGAAAUGGAAUGGAAUUUUAAGGGGUUUGGCCUGUUUUUUUUUUAAGGCAUUCCUCAAAGAUAUUAUAGCAAAAGCGAAACUUCUUGUUUUAUUAUUUUCAUUCAAAACUUCCCAACCUUGGAGAGUCAGAAUUGCUCUAAUAUGAGGGUAUAUAACAAGUCUGACGCUGGGGAGCCAGUGCUCCUAUACUUGUGGCUUGUGUGUUUGAGAGUUCACACCUUUUACUACCCUCCCUGGAUUUCUGUUUUUAAAGUUAGUAUAUCUCCCCUGAUGCAAUCUCCUUUCUCUUAUUUUAACAAUACAUUCUAAUAUGCUUUUAGCAGCACAUGCUGAGAAUUUCAAAUCCAGUUGUUUGGUGGAUUUUUUUUUUUUUUUGGUGUGUGUGUGUGUGUGUGUGUGUGUGUGUGUGUGUCCUAAUAUUUUUCUGUGGAGCAGAAAAAAAGAACAGUUAACAGUUUUUAACUCAGUAUAUUUUUAUUGUGAAAAAGAACUACUGAAACUUAGGUAAAGGAAGAAGUGUAAGCAGAGCUUACUGUGCAGGCAUUACUGCUUUAAGGACAGGGACAGAGUGGGGCAAACACCGUUUAAGACAAAAGAAUCUUCUUCCCCUUUGUCUCGUCCUUGUGGAAGGAAGACCAACCAGAGUAGACCUUGCUUUCUUAGGUCUUCUAGAUACUGACUAUUUCCAAUAGCAACCUCCAAGAUGAUACCAGGGAAGUACAAUGCUGUGGAAUGUGACUUUAUGCUCUUAGAGAUUUAGAAAGAAAAAUAGAAAGAAAUUAGGUACGUUGUUGAGGCUGAUGAUCCUCAAACUUUGUAUUUUAUACAUUUAGCCAAUAAGGAAUGAGUAUCUGGGGAAAUAAAUUUAGGCUCAAUAUUUAUCUUUUAAUGUUUUAUUACCUGCUUCUCCUGUGCUUUAGUUUGAAUAUUUGGGCUUUUGGACCUGAUUUCCUUGUAACCUCAAUUUAUAAAGCUACGAGGAGGUGCAUAUUUGUUCUAAUUUCACUCUUCUGCUACCAGAAAUCAGACAAAAGUAAAUGAUGCUAGAUUUUUCAAAUGGGCUCUUUUCUACUCUGUAGGCGUUUUGUGUUGUAGAGACCUUAUUGAGGUCAGGUAAAUCAGUCUGCUUGCUGUUGAAAUUUGCCUUCUAGCAAACAUCUGUGCUUUCUCUUUGACCUUGUGUUUGCUGCCAAACCUAAUAUGGUUGAAUUGGAAAACAGAAAAAACAAAACAAACAAAAAACAACAACAAAAAAGAAAAGUAUAUUUCCUCACCAAGUGAAUACAUUCUAAUGCUGCAUCAAAGCUGCCCUGAAGCUGCACUGAACUUAUCUCGUUCUCUUUAUCUGUGUUGAGCUUUUUUAAAAACAAAAAACGAAACUCAAAACACUAUUGAGUCCUAUAUGAUCUCAUAAGAAAAUGUAGCAUAGUGUGGAAUCUUAAUUUCUCUCCGGUUUCAAGCACUACAGAGGAAUGCCAUAGAUAAGAUAUAUUUGCUGUUUAACUAAAGCAACUGUAAUAUUGGAAGACCGGUCAUUCUGUAUUAUAUUGUACAAUAGUUGCUGUAACACUACUUGCAUGUCUUCAUGGUAAAUGAUAUAAAUAUUUAUAAAUAUAUAGAGAAGCAUAUGCUUAUAUAAACUCAUUCUUUCUCAUUCUCCAUUUGUAAUUUCAAGAUCACAGAUGGUGAAAUUCCUUUUUGUGUGCCUCGUGUACACUUGGGCCUUGCCUGUCUUCAUUUUCUGAAAAUAUGCUCUUGGCAUGGGACACUUCAGAUUCUUCUUGCCUUCUUUGUGUAUAAUGCAAGGGUUGGCAGCCUUCAAGCCAAGAUAUGUUAUUUAAUUUUCACUUUUAAAAGAUUUUAAUAGGGGAAAAAAUUACCGGUAUGUGCUUGUAAUACUGGCUCAAAAAUUUGUCAUGUUAAUCUCAUAAUUCUGUCCUUACGGUUAAAGAGGAUAAACUGGGAUGAUAAUCAUGGGUCUGACAUAAAUUGGUAUAAAGAAAAAAUCUCUUAAAAAUUGCGAUUUUACAUUCUUUUCACCUCACUAUUUUUUGGAUGGUGGGGGAGUGGAGUAAUCUACAGUUAAAGAAUUAUCUUCUUUUUUUGUUGUAUUGGCGAAAUUGUACUAAAAGUAGCCAGCUUUUAUCACAACUUUUAUCUUGACCCCUGUCCUGAGAAAUGUGCCCGUCAUAACCAUUGGAAAAACAGAUGAGGCUAUAAUUGUGGUAUGUGUCUUUUUCUUUUUGGUAUUUCUCUUCUAGUGGUCAAAACAGGCAGCGAUGGCAACAUGGCAAUUGGGUGUUUUCUCUCUCUUGGUUUCUUUUGUCUUUCUCCCAACUCCGCCACUACAUUGUCCCCUUUUCUAAAUAGCACUGGUGAACUCCAGAUCCAGAGAGAAAUAGCCUCAGUGUAUAAGAAUACUUUAUUUUGCAAAUAGAGGAAAGAGUUAACCAAAGAUGUUUCUGCUCGGAUGCUUUCAAAAGAAAACAGACUUGUUAUAUCAAAUGUAUCAAUAGGUCCACUUAAAAGUACUAUCUUAUAUAGAGAUUUACUUUAUGGUUUUUAAAAGCAUAGUUUGUGCUUUUUGAUGUUCAGUGUCUCAGGCUUAAAAGAGAAGUCGGCAGUCCUGAGCAAAAAAUAUUUUUGGCACAGGAUUUUUGGUUUUGCUUUAUUUUAAGGUAUGAUACACGGAAUGAGUUGGUUAUUUAUUUAUUGUUGUUGUUUUAGUUCCUUAUUUUUCUAAUUUAUUUUGAGUUUUUUUUAGUAUGGCAUAUUUCAGAUUUCAGUGACAAGCAUGGAUCAUCCAAGUAAUUAUAAACCAGUUGGGUUAUUUUACCUAAGGUGAGGGACAUGGCCACUAAUUAAAGCCAAGCCAGACUAUACUCUAUAAAAGUAGCAUGGGGCAAAAGUUAAAAUAAUCUUUUGAAAAUCAAGUGCCUCCUGGUUUCUCUUCUCAUGAAAAAAUGACAACCCUAGUCCUACUUGCCCUCCCCUCUCCUCUACCAUGUCUAGUUUCUGGAAUUACUUGGAUGGAGUAGAAAAUGGAUUAGCACGGGCUCAGCCCCUGUAGAUAGCAUUCUUCUUACAUUAUGCUGCCAUAUCUCCAGGGUAUACAGAUUGGCUAAAAUAUUAAAAUUUCAUCUUUUACACAGCAUAAAGGCAUUUAACUUUAAUGUAUAGUGAACAAAGGCAAAUUGGGUCAUAUCAAAUGUAACCUUAAAGCACAGACUGUAAACAUCUUUGAAUGUGGUAGGUCUCAGGCAAGCGCUGUCAUUCCCACCUUGGUGUGCAGGCUGGCUUUGCGGACAAGGGCACCAGCACAUUUGUGUUUCUUAAGUUGCAUGUUGGGAAGUGAAUGUUUUUUCGUAAAAGUUGCCAAGUCAUUCCAGUCCUGAAUAAGUAGCAAAAUGAUAAUUGAUACCCACUGUUGUCAUUAUCCACUUUGUAUUAUUUGCUUUAAAAUACUAAGCAAAUCCCAGCUGCUUCCUGAGUCGGUGGACUAGUACAGUAUCUCUUUCUAUCCAGCUCCUAGCCACUAGGGGAACUUGAGGUUCUUUGGUAAUCAUCAGAGGUUCCUUCCAGGCCACAGAUUUUUAUGCAAAUGUUUCUAUGGUUGCAUUCAAUCUACAAGGAAAAAGUGUACUUAGUGCAUGUUUUAUAAACCCACGCGCAGAUAGUUAAAACUAUAAUUAGUUUUUCUAUACCCGAUAGCUUUGAGUUAAAAACAGAUGCUUUUUUCCCCCAGAGGAUUCUUUGUUCUGCGAACUACAUUAUUAAUCUAACAUUAGGAAUUGGUGAUAGGAGAAACAGGAUCCGGAAUUCAGAGUUCAGUGGCUUAGGGAAAAAAAAAUGCAUCUUAUUCUGGCCAUUUGAAUAUAAAUUUGUAGGUAAGUCUAGAUUUAGUCUUGGAGAUCAAAGUUUUCACAUUUAAAACUUUUUUCAUGCCUUUAUAUCUAUCAAAACAUGGUGUAUGUUAGGGAAUCAUUUUUUCUGUCAUGUUCAUGUAUUUUGGAAUGAAGUUGUUUGCAGUCACUCUUUUAUAUUCUGCCCACUUCUGUUUAUGAGCAUUUACCACAGAUGUGUUGGGACUUUGCCUAAAGGGAGGCAGAUUUUGGCACCUGUAUCACUGAGGAGAGAGAGACUGGUUGGUGACAGGGCAUUGUUCAACUUUCUUAAGUUUGGGUCUGUACAGUUUGUGUUUUAACACAAAAAGUAUUACAGGAUUGAGGCAUAUAACCACUACGGUAGUCCCCACAUGUCAAUAUUCACCCGAGUUCCAGGUGCAGAUUUAGACCUUAACUUAGAGAAGGGAACAUGCAGCAGCUGCGGUCCUCAGACCACAUAGGAGGACAUGGUACAUGGAAGCCCCCAGGUGGUGGUGAGGACCUCCCACUUCCCUGCCCCCAUCCAGUAGAACUCUAGUGUACACCUUGAAGAUGGGAGGGGAGUGUGGAAACAUCAUAUCAUUGGAUUUUUUCAAUCAUUUGGUUGCCCCUUUGGCAUUAGGAGAACGUUUAACCCAGAUAGUCUUAGGGGCCUACAAAUUCAGUUGCCAACAGUGCGAGGGAGAGCUGCAGGAAGUAUAUAGGGAAUUCCUAUAGUUCUUAGGUAAAUCCAGGGCAUAGGACAAGGAUCCCUAUUAAUUUGAAGGGGAAUUUGGAUGCUGCACACCUCAGUCCCUAAGAAAUCCUUGGCUGGACAUGAAAUGAUGACAGUAGAGUCUUGGCCCAUCAGUACAUUGUCUGAGUUGUAAUGAUUAUUUGCUCUGACUUUGAAAAUAUAAGCUUGCUGUUUAAUUAUUCCCCUUGAGCAAAUUUGUUGGUCAGAAUAUGAAAGUAUGUGACAAGAUCAAGGUAACUUUGUAGUUAUUAUACACAAUCUCAAAAAACUGAAUAACCAACAAGUAACAUUUAGUAAUGAUUUGAAUAGUUCCUUACAUUUUGCUGGAUCUUUGGUCUAAGGAGACAUGUAAAGGAAAUGAGGCCUUUUUUUCAUUACCCUGUGAAACUUUAAGAGUCUGCCUGUUAAAUUGGAAGUAACAGUAUGGGCAUAGUAUGUAUUGCUGGUGAUGCUGACAUGUCUCUUCGGUACCCCUGGGCCAGAGGUUCUGGGUUCCUUGACCUAUAGAAUAGGAUUCCAUGAGGCAGAUAUUUGAAUCUAUGUGACUAGAGAAUUUUCCCAUGGCAUAAUUUUACAUACUAAUGAUGGAUAGGAAUUUUACCCCUCUUUUCAGUAGUUUAAUACCAUUUCAUAUUAUGUACAGAAGUGUUCACUCACCCAGCAAAGAACAUGGAGUAAACCCAAGUUUUUAAUAUACACUCUCCUUGCCAUAUGAUCCUUUCUACCCGCUUUACAGUACACAGUUUAAAAUCAUUAAAAAUUCAUUCACAGCAUUUCCCCAUAUUUGGAAUCUGGGUCUUGUUCUUCACUUACAGGGAUAAAUAAGGUGACCAGAGCUUGAAUGUGAUUUAUUUUAGGGAAUGACCCAGGGAGGGGAAAGCCCUUAGGACUUUUCAAAACUAUUUUCUUUUUAAACGAUUCACAAGAUAGAUAAAUUAGUUCACUAAGGUAAAAAGCAUUCAGAAAUACAGUUAGGAAGAUGAGGUAAACAACACUCCUGCCUCUUGGGGCUCUGAAAUUGGAUUGAGUGAAUUGAAGAAAGAAGAGAACUGAUUAGACGACUGAUGCUUGAACCCACACACUCCUCUCUCCUGCACAGCUCCUGUCCCCCUCCUGACUCCAUUCCUAAAAUUGCCAAGUGCUGAUUCAAUUGGGCCAUUUAUUUACCAGUUUGCAGCUUUUAGGAAGAAAGAGGGACGGGGAGACAUCUAGUUUUGACUUAGGUAUAAUUCUUGAAAGUAAUGAACUGUUGGCAGCUGUUAACAUCGAUUGAACCACAAACCAGAAGAAUUCUCUUGUCGAGCAAGACCAUUAAGUUAGAAUAGAGGACUUUAAUAAUCCCAAGGUUUUCUCCCUUUCUCCUCCUCUUCAUGAAACCAGAGUGAUGAGAAGUUGCUCUUUGAAAUACUUCCAAAGGUAUUGUAUUGUCCUUUUCCCUCCAAGCAGCCCUCUUUAUGCAUUUUUGCUCAGGCAACCAAGGACAUAAGAGUAUUGGCAGAAACAUGGAGUGCUUUUGUAUAGGCCAUCUGUACAUAAAAGUGUAAUUAUUUAUUUAAUUUCCCCAUUUGUAUCAUAUUAAAGCUUUGUACAGUGUUUUAAGUUCUGUUUUAAAAUUAUUUUGUAUUUUAUUUUUAUAAUCUAGUAAUAAAAUAUUCAUUCCGCAUGCACACUCUA
Canis lupus familiaris (dog) is the source of this 10562-nucleotide messenger RNA. RefSeq names its product tau tubulin kinase 2 (gene TTBK2). The transcript has 15 exons. The coding region runs from base 234 to 3968 and encodes 1244 amino acids. Gene Ontology annotation, biological process: signal transduction; peptidyl-serine phosphorylation; cilium assembly. The record is from RefSeq and is a predicted model, not a curated record. Gene Ontology annotation, molecular function: protein serine/threonine kinase activity; ATP binding. Gene Ontology annotation, cellular component: nucleus; ciliary transition zone; ciliary basal body. Lineage: Eukaryota; Metazoa; Chordata; Mammalia; Carnivora; Canidae.